Pichia membranifaciens NRRL Y-2026 is the source of this 980-nucleotide messenger RNA. RefSeq lists its product as hypothetical. The record is from RefSeq and is a predicted model, not a curated record. Gene Ontology annotation, cellular component: proteasome core complex, alpha-subunit complex; proteasome core complex; nucleus. Gene Ontology annotation, biological process: ubiquitin-dependent protein catabolic process. Lineage: Eukaryota; Fungi; Ascomycota; Pichiomycetes; Pichiales; Pichiaceae. The coding region runs from base 61 to 852 and encodes 263 amino acids. The transcript is spliced from 2 exons.
UGUAGAUAUCCAGAGUCCGUCACUGACACCAAGAAUUGAACUAGAAGCAACACACACAAAAUGACUUCAAUUGGUACGGGUUAUGAUUUGUCAAACUCUGUCUUCUCUCCCGAUGGAAGAAACUUUCAAGUGGAAUAUGCAUCUAAAGCAGUAGAAAAUGCAGGAACUUCAAUUGGUAUUAAGUGCAAAGAUGGUAUCGUUCUUGCAACUGAAAAAAUUGUCUCAUCAAAGCUUUUGGCACCGGGCAAAAACAAGAAGAUCCAAACCAUAGAUAGACACGUUGGUGUUGUCUAUUCGGGUUUGAUACCCGAUGGAAGACAUUUUGUCAAUCGUGGCAGAGACGAGGCACAGAGUUUCAAGUCCUUAUACAAAGAGCCAAUGGGAUUGGAAGGGCUCAUAAGUAGACUAGGUUACUACGUUCAAGCUUAUACCUGUUACAACUCCGUCAGACCAUUUGGUAUCAAUGCAAUUGUCGGAGGUGUCGAUGACUCCGGUCCACAUUUAUACAUGGUUGAGCCAAGUGGUGUGUAUUGGGGCUACAUGGGUGCUGCGACUGGUAAGGGUAGACAGGCUGCAAAGGCUGAGUUAGAAAAGCUGGACCUGCCAAAUAUAUCUUGUAAAGCUGCUGUCAAAGAAGCUGCCAGAAUUAUACAUUUAGUUCAUGAGGACAACAAGGAUAAAGACUAUGAGUUAGAAGUCAGCUGGGUAAGCACAGAAGAAACCGGAGGCGUUCAUAAAUUUGUUCCUGCAGAUUUACUAGAGGAAGCCAAGAAAUACGCUGAGGAAGAAGCCGAAGGAGGAAGCGAUAGUGAUAGUGGAAGUGACAGCGACAGUGAUGAGGAGAUGGAGUGAUUAAAAUGUCCCGCAUCUAGAAGCAAAUUGUCAAAUUUUGUAUACGUACUUAAUAUAAUAAAGUAAUAGCAAUAACCCUCCGAAUAAAAUUCAUCUCAACUAUAUAUGGAUUAGAUAUUGAGAGGCUA